This is a messenger RNA of Schistosoma intercalatum, 4813 nucleotides long. The record is from the annotation of a GenBank genome assembly. Lineage: Eukaryota; Metazoa; Platyhelminthes; Trematoda; Strigeidida; Schistosomatidae.
AGAGAAGCAACAUUGCAAAGCUGAAGGUUACCCUUCUGGUUAAGGACGGGCAUUCGUCUGUAUUACCGCUGGAUGCCGGUUUGUUCUCUCCCACAAAUGGCUGUUGCUGAUGGUAUCCGGCCAAUGGAUGUUGAGUAUCAUGCGUAGACAAACAUUUUUAAAUACUUUUACCUUCUUGAUGAUGGUUGUUGUUCUCCAAGUUUCAGCUCCGUACAGUAGAACUGCCUUGACGUUCGUAUUGAAGAUUCUGACUUUGAUAUUGGUUGAAAGCUAUUUUGAGUUCCAAAUGUUCUUCAAUCGUAGGAAUGUGGGCCUUGCUUUGCCGAUCCUCGCCUUUACAUCUGAACCUCCUUGUUCAUCGAUGAUGCUUGCCAGGUAUGUGAAGGAUUCUACAUCUUCCUGAGUUUCACUAUCAAGAGUGAUUGGAUUACUGUUCUCCGUGUUGUAUUUGAGGACCUUGGUUUUCCCCUUGUGUAUGUUGAGGUCUACCGAUGCAGAGACUGCUGCUACAUUGGCUGUCUUUAUCUGCAUCUGUUCGUGUGUAUGCGAUAGGAGGGCUAGGUCAUCUACGAAGUCCAAAUCGUUUAAUUGAUUCUGAGCUGUCCAUUGUAUUCCGUGUUUUCCUUCAGUUGUCGAGGUCCUCAUAAUCCAGUCGACCACCAGAAGAAAGAGGAAGGGAGAAAGUAAACAGCCUUGUCUGACUCCGGUCCUUACUUGGAAUGCAUCUGUCAGCAGUCCUCCAUGCACGACUUUGCAUUGUAGUCCGUCGUAUGAGUUCUGGAUAAUAUUGACAAUGUUCUCAGGAACUCCAUAGUGUCGAAGAAGUUUCCAUAACAUCCUCCUAUCUACACUGUCAAAUGCCUUUUCAUAAUCAAUGAAGUUGAUGUAUAGUGACGAGUUCCACUCAACUGAUUGUUCGACGAUGAUCCAUAGUGUCGCAAUUUGGUCUAUGCACAACCGGUCCUUACGGAAUCCAGCUUGUUGGUUUCGAAGUUGAGCGUCUACUGCGCCUUUCAUGCGGUUCAGCAACACUCUGUUAAAGACCUUCCCUGGUAUUGACAGUAGUGUAAUGCCUUUUUAGUUUUCACAUUGGCUCAGAUUUCCUUUCUUUGGAAUCUUUAUGGGGUGUCCUUCAUUCCAGUCCAUCGGCACUUGUUCCUCCUCCUGAAUCUUUUUGAAUAGAAGGUAAAGCAUGCUUGUGGUUACUUCGAUGUUGGGUGGGUUGACAUCUAUGGGAAGAUCUGUGUUUGCUACUUCGAUGUCCGGUGGAUUCAUUGAAGCCGGCCUAUUCAGGAGUUCCUCGAAGUAUUCCACCCAUCUGUUCCGCUGUUGUUGAAUUUCAGUGAUUGGCUUGCCUUCUUUGUCUUUGACCGGUCUCUCUGGUUUACUGUAUUUCCCUGAUAGUUUCUUCGUUGUAUCGUAAAGCUGUUUCAUAUUCCCUUCUCAAGCAGCUUUUUCUGCCCUCGUUGCUAAUUCUUCCACGUAUUUCUUCCUGUCGGAUCUAAUGCUCCUCUUCACUUGCUUGUUUGCUUCUAUGUAUUCAGUUUGUGCUUAGACUUUCUCUGCUCGUGUUCGGCUGUUGUUUAUUGCUGCCUUCUUGUUCUUCCUUUCUUUGAUCUUGUCCAGUGUUUCUAUAUAGAUCCAUUCCUUAUGAUGGUGUUUCUUUAGGCCCAGAACCUCUUGACACUUUGAAGUUAAUGCUUUCUUGAUGUCUUUCCAGUUGUCCUCCAUAGCAGUUUCUUCUUCCUUCAGUAGAUCUUGUAAGGCUUGGAACCUGUUGUUGAGAGCUAUCUUGAAUUCAUUGAGUUUGUCAGUAUCUCGAAGGAAGGCUGUAUUGAACCUUUGUAUUGCUGUUUGUCCAGUUGUCCAGUUCUUUUUUAGAUUCAGUUUUAAAUUGGCCACAACUAGGUGGUGAUCUGAAGCUAUGUCAGCACCUCUCCUGGUUCUCACAUCUUCCAUUGUCCUUCGGAAUUUUUUGUUGAUGCAAAUAUGAUCUGUCUGGUUCUCUGUAGUGUGGUCCGGUGAGAUCCAUAUAGCCUUGUGUAUACGCUUGUGUGGAAAUAUUGUGCCCCCUAUGACCAAUUUGUUGAAUGCACAUAGAUUUGCAAAUCUUUCUCCAUUUUCGUUUCUCUGUCCCAGCCCAUGUCGUCCCAUAAUAUCUUCAUAUCCGGUGUUGUCUAUUCCGACUUUGGCAUUUAGAUCUCCCAUAAGAACGGUGAGGUCCUUUCUUGGGCACUUCUCUAUGAUUGAUUGCAGUCGCUCAUAGAAUCGAUCUUUAAUGUCGUCGUUGCUAUCAUUGGUGGGUGCAUAUCAUUAGAUAGUAUUCAUUGUGAUCCCCUCCUUCUUUGUUUUGAAUGAUGCUUUGAUGAUUCUGGAUCCGUGAGAUUCCCAUCCUACAAGUGCAUUUCGUGCUACUUUGGACAGCAUAAGAGCGACUCCCUGAGUGUGUGGAGCAUUGUCCUCUUCGUGACCGGAGUAUAGCAGCAUCUCUCCCGUAGCUAGCCUUUUCUGUCCAGCUUGGGUCCAGUGGGUUUCGCUGAUUCCCAGUACUGCCAAGUUGUAUCUCCUCAUUUCCGUUGCUAUUUGACUGGUCUUCCCGGUCUCCCACAUUGUCCGGACGUUCCAUGUACCUAUAAAAUUUUUUGCUCUGGUUGUUAAAAGGGGCAUCGGCCUCGUGGCUUCCGAAGGAGCUCGGCUUUCACCAUGAAGCGUCAUAAUUCUUCUAAAUGAAGACCUAAUUCCCAGGGCAGAGUUUAAAUGGUUUGAAUUAUUUUUUCUGGGAUGUCGAAAAUGUCACACAAUCCCACUCCUGCUUCUGUUCCAAUUGAAAAUUCUGCUUUAGAUUCUGUUGAAGCAGCUAAAGCUAAACAGAAUUCUUUACGUGAACGUUUAGCUGCAAGACGUCAACUUUUAGCUUCUGUUACCCAUUCUACUAAAACUUCGUCUUCCGCUUCCUUACUUACAAAUAAUAGCAGUACUGGAAUUGGUUCAAUUAACAAACCUUUUAAUGUUAACCAGUCAACUGUUUCUGUUAUCGAGAAUGCAUUGAAACGAAAACUCGGUGAUAAUAAUAUAACGAGUGUGUCGUCUGAUACACUUUCAGUCCAUUCUCAGUCGAAUAUAACUUCUUUAUCAGGAUUAUUGAAUUCGUCAUCUAGUAGCUGUGAUCAUAUUGGAAAAUGUCCCUGUCACAAAUCGCAAAAUGUAUCUACUGUCGAUUCGAAACAAUCAGAUCACAGUUGUAAUUUACUCGAUAAAUCAUCUGAUUUCGAAAAAUCAAUCCCUAAACAGUCAAGCACUAUUCAACAAUUGAAAACAUCACAUCAACACGUAGUCCAUACAUCAGAAACAACGCCAAUAGACUGUGAACGGAAAUCCAAUUUUUCUAAUAUCAGAAAACAAUGUGAAAAUAAUGAGUCAAUAUCCGAUAGAAAUAAACGUCCACCUAAUGAUAAAUGUAAUCAUUAUCAAUCUACUAUAAAAGAGACUAAUCAUGAAAUAGAAUUUAAUUUAGAAAAUCUGUUGGGUGCUGAAACGAUACGUGAAAAAGAAAGUAAACGAAUACGUGAAGAAGUUAUGGAAUUAUUAAACAGGCAAUCGACCAAAGAAAGAUUUCUAACCGAACGUUUCCGAACUCAAGGAGGCAGUCAAGUACAACAGUUUUGUUCUUAUGGUACCCGUACUGAAUGCUCAAAAGUUAAAUCACGAACUGGUGAUAAGAAACGGUGUAAUAAACUUCAUUUCCGUAAAAUUAUACACCCACAUACGGAUGAAUCUCUUGGAGACUGUUCAUUCUUGAAUACUUGUUUUCAUGUUGACACGUGUAAAUAUGUUCAUUACACAAUAGAUUAUACAGAUAGUGUUAAUCAACAAUUAGAUGGUGGUGUUGCUAAUCGGAAUGUGUUAAAUAAUAAGAAAAAUAAUCAAAAUGAUAAUAGUUCUACAACAAAUACAAUGUCUUCGUCAUCAUUAUCAGUAUCAUCGUCACAAAUCAACACAUCUUCAAUAGAUUCAAUUGAUGACGGUGUCAGUGUUGGUGGCGGUGGUGCUGUAAAAGACAAUGGAACAUCACUAGUUUUAUAUCCACCUCAGUGGAUUAACUGUGAUAUACGACUGAUAAAUAUGUCAAUCCUUGGAAAAUUUGCUGUGAUUAUGGCUGAUCCACCAUGGGAUAUACACAUGGAACUGCCCUAUGGAACAAUGUCAGACGAUGAGAUGAGACGAUUAGAUAUACCUUGUUUACAAGAUGAUGGUUAUAUAUUCCUAUGGGUAACAGGAAGAGCUAUGGAACUUGGUCGAGAAUGCUUACGUUUAUGGGGUUACGAACGCGUAGAUGAGAUUAUAUGGGUUAAAACUAACCAAUUGCAACGUUUAAUUCGGACAGGACGUACAGGACAUUGGUUAAAUCAUGGCAAAGAACAUUGUUUAGUUGGUGUAAAAGGCAACCCAAAAGGUGUAAAUCGAGGUCUCGACUGUGAUAUAAUUGUCUCUGAAGUUCGUGAAACUAGUCAUAAACCUGAUGAAAUCUACGGUAUAAUUGAACGAUUAUCUCCUGGUACACGCAAGCUCGAAUUAUUUGGACGUCCUCAUAACUUACAGCCUAACUGGAUCACGCUUGGAAACCAACUGGACGGAACUUAUUUGGUUGAUCCAGCAGUUGUUGAAAGAUUUAAAAAACACUAUCCAAAUGGUUUGGAUAUAAAAGUCAAAUAAAAACUAGACUACCAUGUAUUAAUUCUGAUUUAUACAUACAUCUGUACACUCGAUUCAUAAACUCAUUGUAAAUAUUGUAAAAAUAUAAAGAAUAUUACUG